AUGUUGAGUUCUUGGAUAGUAGGCCUUUGUGCCAGUUCUUUGGCGCAUGCACUUCCUGUCUCCGAUUACGCCGCUACCAAAGUCCCGCGCCUCAUCGUUUUCGGGGACAGCUUCAGCGACAACGGAAACGGCUCUUGGAUAGUCAGCAAUGGUACAUGGCCGGUAGACCCGGCUUAUUACAGACAUUCGUUCUCAAAUGGGCUCAAAUGGAACGAUCUAGUGGCCAAAGAUCUUGGUUUUGAGCUGAUUAAUCUCGCAACUGGUGGAGCGACGACCAACAACGACUUCGUCGCCGGAGGUACGGGUUCCGAGUCGACGAUUUCUGUUCCUUCGGCCGCAGACCAAGUUUUGUCAUUCCUAUCAUGGGAUAAGCCGUCAACCGAUGAUAUCUUUGUUCAUUGGAUUGGCGCCAAUGAUAUCCUGUUUAAUACGAGCAUUACUGGAGAACAGGUUACGAGCCUGAUCAACGAGAAUGUCGAUAGAUUGUAUCAUGCCGGCGCAAAGAAGAUCAUCCUCGCCAACUAUCUCAAAGCCACAACCUUCCCAGCAACUUACAACUCGCCCGAUUAUGACAUCCCUAGCGUCGAAGUAUACAGUAGCGAUCUCACACAAGGCCUCAAAAACAUUGCUGCCGCUUAUUCUGCCUAUGCUCAGACAGCUGUGGUCGACGUGGGAGGCUUGUUCAAAGAUAUAACCUCAGAUCCCGAAGCUUAUGGAUUUGAGGAUAAGUAUCUGAACCCGCCCACAGCGUGUCUUACUGGUGUUUACACGAGCGAGGGUAUACCACGGCACUUGUGUAGUGAUCCAGAGAAGCAUGUGUUCUUUGACUCGUAUCACCCUGGGAAGGAAGUGCAUGCGUUGAUUGCGGAGUUGUUUGAACAAAAGAUUCACCAGAUGUCGGUCUGA
Molecule: messenger RNA, 906 nt
Organism: Fusarium poae
Lineage: Eukaryota; Fungi; Ascomycota; Sordariomycetes; Hypocreales; Nectriaceae
Exons: 3
Coding region: 1-906 (301 amino acids)
Molecular function (GO): hydrolase activity, acting on ester bonds
Source: RefSeq, a predicted model, not a curated record